This is a messenger RNA of Osmia bicornis bicornis, 2217 nucleotides long. RefSeq lists its product as uncharacterized. The coding region runs from base 1 to 2217 and encodes 738 amino acids. The record is from RefSeq and is a predicted model, not a curated record. NCBI's taxonomy places the organism in Eukaryota, Metazoa, Arthropoda, Insecta, Hymenoptera, Megachilidae. The transcript has a single exon.
AUGGUCAAGGCUGACCAGACCUCGCAGAUCGCCCUCGCUACAAUCUUCGGAUGGGUAGUUCUCGGACCCCUCGUUGCCGGACCGCCUCACGGAGAGAAGGUAGCUCUCCACGGAGCAGCUGAUCAUGAGCUCCACGAACUCCUCACUAAAUUUUGGAUGCAAGAAGAGGUUCCUUCGAAACCCUCGCUAGCCCUCACUCCGGAAGAGCAAGAAUGCGAGGCACACUUCUCUCGCACCCAUUCUCGAGACUCCUCCGGUCGCUACGUGGUGCGACUCCCUCUCCUGGGACCUCGGACUAACCUCGGGGACUCUUACGAGACGGCUCUUCGAGGUCUUAGACGGAUUCAACGGCGCUGCACGGCCAAUCAGGCGUACGGACGCCUCUACAAGGAGUUUCUGCAGGAGUACGAAGACCUCGGACAUAUGCAACCAGCCUCGGAAUCCUCCUUGGGCACCUCCACGAUCUUUUACCUCCCACAUCACGGGGUUUUAACCUCUAAGGGUUCGCAGCCGAAACUGAGGGUCGUAUUCAACGGCUCCAGUGCCACCUCAUCCGGGACUUCUCUCAACGACCUCAUGCAUACAGGUGCGAAACUGCAAUUAGAUAUUUCGGACGUCCUCUUGCGGUUUAGACGGUUCCGGUAUGUGUUCACCACGGACAUCGUAAAGAUGUUUCGGCAGGUCGCUGUACAUCCAGCUGAUUGGGACCUUCAACGUAUCCUCUGGUCGGACCCUCAAGGGAAGACGGUCAGCUACCAAUUGACCACGGUCACCUACGGUACGCGAUCAGCUCCUUUCUUGGCGGCAAGUGCGCUGCUGCAACUCGUGCACGAUGAAGGUCACCGGCACCCCCUCGCUGUGCCUCCACUUCUCAAGGGUCGCUAUGUGGAUGACAUUCUCGGAGGAGGCGACACAGUCAAGGAAGCCGAGGAAGUCGCGGUUCAGCUGACUCAGCUCUGCAGGGCGGGCGGGUUUCCUCUUCAAAAAUGGUCCAGCAAUUGUCCAGAGCUCCUCAAGGUUAUCUCCGGAGACGGCGACACCUCAAGCUCGACCAUGGAUUUCUCCGAUCUCCCCACAAGGAUUCUGGGCUUAUCUUGGCAACCUCUAGCGGAUCACUUCUGGUUUUCCGCUGCACGCACCUUUCGAGAUGCAGUGACGAAACGAACCAUCCUCUCGGAAGUCGCACGUCUGUUUGAUCCGCUCGGAUUCCUCGCACCCCUCACGAUACGAGCGAAGAUUCUCCUCCAGGAGCUGUGGCUUGAACAGCUUGGAUGGGACGAACCACUUCCUCCCUCCACAGCUCUCCGUUGGACAACCUUCAGAACAGAACUACAGGACCUCUCGGACCUCCACAUUCCUCGGUGGCUCAAUCUCACCCCGGAGGGUCGAGUUGAGAUUCACGGAUUCUCGGACGCCUCACAACAUGCGCUGGCUGCAGUUGUAUACCUUCGGAUUUCGUCCUCCACAUCGUCGGCAACCCUGUCGCUAGUCUGCGCCAAGACCAAGGUGGCGCCCCUCAAGAGACUUACCAUCCCUCGGUUAGAGUUGACGGCCGCUCUCCUGCUCGCAAGGCUCGCACAGUAUGUACGGAAUACCCUCGAGCUUUCCUCGGCACCGGUGCACCUCUGGAUGGACUCUGCUGUCGCGCUGACUUGGAUCAGUCAUCAUCCCUCGAGAUGGAAGGAGUUUGUGCGGAAUAGAGUCGGGGCAAUUCAAGACGCCUUACCCGGCGCUCGCUGGAAAUUCAUCUCAGGGCGCGACAACCCCGCGGACUGCGCAUCUCGAGGUCUGACACCGACCCAAUUGAAGGCUCAUACCCUCUGGUGGACUGGACCGGACUGGUUAAGGGCGCCUCCUCACGAGUGGCCGACGGGGCAAUCAACUCCUCAUCCAGACGCAGCCUUAGAAGAAAGACCUAAGGUUACCCACGUUGCCACCGUGGAACAACAUCCUUUCCUCCUGCAACUUAUUGAACGGUGCUCCUCCCUCACUCGACUCCUCAGGGUUGUUGCGACGUGCCUCAGGGCAGCCGCGCGCUUCCGGCGACUACCGAACUCCUCAUUGAACAACCCUCUCUCUCCAAAGGACCUCGCACAUGCACAACUGUCCCUCACUCGAGCCACUCAAGGCUUUCAUUUCCCCUCUGAGCUACGGACUCUCCUCAAGGGUGGAACCAGGCUACGUUGGCUCACCUCAGGCGAUCGCACUGGAUUUUAG